Molecule: messenger RNA, 1506 nt
Organism: Micromonas pusilla CCMP1545
Lineage: Eukaryota; Viridiplantae; Chlorophyta; Mamiellophyceae; Mamiellales; Mamiellaceae
Exons: 1
Biological process (GO): entrainment of circadian clock by photoperiod; circadian regulation of gene expression
Cellular component (GO): nucleus; cytoplasm
Molecular function (GO): FAD binding; deoxyribodipyrimidine photo-lyase activity; DNA binding
Source: RefSeq, a predicted model, not a curated record
AUGUCCGCGAUCGGCGAGGCGUCCCGGGUGUGGCUCCACCACGCGUUGCGAUCGCUCGACGUCGACGUCCGCGCGACGUACGGCGGCGGCGGCGUCAACUUUUUCGCGGGCGCGCACGGCGCGUCGCUCCUCGCGGCGGCGAACGCGAUCGACGCGAAGAUUGUCUUCUGCACGGCUCGGCACGAGCCCGCGCACGUCGCGCGCGACGCCGCCACCGCGGCGUUCCUCGAGGCGCGCGGGAUAGCCCUCGUGACGCUCCCCGGGCACCUCCUGUGGGACCCGCGCGCGCUGAAGAUCGACAUGCGGCGCGAGAAGUACUUCUUCGGGACGCUGAUGCCGUUCGUGCACGCGGCGGAGACGUCGGGCGGGAAGGUGGCGGCGCCGACGCCGGCGCCGAGCGCCGCGCCGUGCGUCGACCUCGAGGGUGCCGACCUGGGUGCCGACCUGGGUGCCGACCUGGGUGCCGACCUGGGUGCCGACGCGAGCGUCCGCCUCACGUCCCUUGACGACCUCGGGGUGUCGCCGCGGUUCCCCCCCGGGCGGGACUGGUCGAGCGGGAUACGGGACGAGUGGGACAUCUCCGAGCGCGGCGCGAAUGAAGUUUGGGCGUCGUUCACGCGGCGGGGUUUGCCCGAGUACGAGGCCGAGCACGGCCGCGCGGACGCGGUCGCGCCCGCGGCUUCGACGUCGCGGAUGUCGCCGUACCUGCGGUUCGGGCAGAUAUCGCCGCGGGCGAUGUACCACGACCUGAAGCGCGCGGACGGGAAGCGCGUGUCGAGGUUGUUUUGGCACCGCGUGCAUCGACGGGAGUUCGCGUACUGGCAGCUCGCCAACUGGCCGGACAUGGGGACGAAGUCGAUUCGGAGACACUACGACCGCCGCGCGGACUGGAUCCCGGACCCGACGCGCGACGCCGCGAGCGCGGAGAUCUUGAGGCGGUGGCGAGAGGGGCGGACCGGGUUCCCGGCCGUGGACGCCGGGAUGCGUCGGCUGUGGACGACGGGCUGGAUGCACCAGACGGAGCGCAUGCUCUGCGCGACGUUUCUGUGCGACUACCUAAACGUGCACUGGGUCCACGGCGCGCGGUGGUUCCACGACACGCUCGUAGACGCGGACCUCGCGAUCAACGCGAUGAUGUGGCAGAACGCGGGAAAGAGCGGUCUGGACCAGUGGGACGUCUUCUCCGGGUCGCUCGCGCCGGACGGAUCCAAGCCGUGCCGCGCGCACGACCCGCUCGGGGACGCCAUAGCGACGCGGGUGCCCGAGCUGGCUGGGCUGCCGCGCGGGCACCUGCGUCACAGGCCGUGGGAGGCGAGCGACGCGGUGUUGGAGACAUCGGGGGUGGUGAUACGCGGCGCGGGAGAGGACGGCGCGUACCCGGAGAGGAUGUUGCCAGGCGUGGGAGACGUCGACGGCGCGGGGAGGGAGGACGCGCGCGCGCGGAUGAUAUCCGGCGUGAACGACGCGCGUCGCGCGGAGCUCGCGCGCGCGGCGGCGGCGGCGAAG